Molecule: messenger RNA, 1020 nt
Organism: Aspergillus sclerotioniger CBS 115572
Lineage: Eukaryota; Fungi; Ascomycota; Eurotiomycetes; Eurotiales; Aspergillaceae
Product: nucleobindin SSP120
Exons: 2
Coding region: 113-709 (198 amino acids)
Cellular component (GO): extracellular exosome; endoplasmic reticulum-Golgi intermediate compartment
Molecular function (GO): calcium ion binding
Source: RefSeq, a predicted model, not a curated record
GGCGAUCUGUCACAUUCGCGAGCUCCAUUUUUGCAAUUAUAGACUCGUCGGAUCGUCUCUCAGCGCUCGUGGUGCUAUAAAUAUCCUACCGUCGCAACCCAAUUGCCUGACAAUGCUCGUCGUCCUCGCUACUGCUCUAUUGGCCCUGAGCGGCAGCUUCGUGAGCGCUCACGGAUCUCACGCCGACCAGCCGCCCUCGUCGGAUUGGGCCACCCGGCAUAUGCAAGAGGAGCACCACAUUGAUGCCUUCGACGCUGCUUCCUUCUUUUCCCUUCACGACUAUGAUGAGUCCGGGGUUUGGACCCCCCAAGAAGUGCGCAAAACGUACGGGAUGGACCACGAGACGAAUGCAGGAGUCAGUGAAGAGAGAAAAAGUCAAGCUUUGAGGGAAGUGUUCGCUUUGUUCGACCCAACGAACACCGGCUUCAUCAAUCGCGACAACUGGAUGCGCAUCAUUUCCGAGGGAACACGGCUGCCCGAUCUCGGGUUUGGUCCUGGCCACCACGGCGACAUCGAGUAUGAGUACGAGAUCCACCAUUUCGAGAAGUACCACGGCGAAGAUGCCAAGGAGGAGGACCUCACCCAUCCCGAGGACAUUGAGCACUUCCGGCAACACGACGAGGAAGACCUCGCGAUGGAGCGACUCGAGCAGCUCGAGAGCAUGCAGAUCGUGGAGGCGAAUAUACCGCAGAAGUUCCUCAAGCACUAGAUGAGUGUACAUUAGAUCUCUUUGUUGCUGCUGUACAUAUGUUUGAUGAUACGAGUCCAAGCGUCGGUUACACCACUUGGGAGAUACCCUUUCCUGGCUCUUAGGGAAGCCAACCAAGCGUGAUAUAGUGCAGGAGCGUCACACCUCAUCCAGCGACGGCACCAUGACAUCAAAGACGCAAUGCAUCACCCCCGGAGCGUAAGUCUUGACCUGUUCCACAUGUCGACAAUCCGCCACCGUCGCCUCUAUUUCCAAGACCCGUGCCCUCAACUUCCCAACCUCGGCCGUGAUCUCAUCUUUCAUCUCCUCAA